AUACAUACAGCUGGUGUUUUAUAGAGCAGAAUCUAAGCAAGAAACAUGAAGGUCAUUUUGGUACUGGCUCUGGCUGUAUUCACAGGCUGCCAAGCCAACUUGCUCUAUGCUGAUGAGCCCAAACCACAGCUGGAACAAUUGACUGAUGCUUUCUGGGACUAUGUUGCCAUGGCAACACACACUGCUGAGGACACACUGAAAACAAUUAGAGAGUCUCAACUUGGCCAGGAAGUCACUGCUAGAUUUACAGAUGGCACUAAUAUGGCCAGUGAGUAUGCUGUCACUCUCCAGAAACAAGUGAGCCCUAUGGCCCAGGACAUCAUGACCAAGAUCUUCCAGGAGGCUGAGGUUCUGAAGGAACGUCUUGAGCAGGACUUGACCACUGUAAAGGGCAAACUGGAGCCCUAUUCUGAUGAUAUGAAGACCCAAAUUCAGCAGAAAAUGGAGGAGCUGAGAGUAGCUGUGGCUCCCUAUGCUGAGUCCAUUGACACUGAAGCUCUGAAAACCACUGUGCUGCAGAAGACAGAGGAGCUCAGGGGAAAUCUGGAGGAGAAAGUGAAGGAGCUGCAGUCCCAGCUGGAUCCCUACACUGAAGAUAUCAGACAGAAAGUAGAUCAGCACCUGCAGGAUAUUCACAAAGUGGCUUUACAGUAA
This is a messenger RNA of Silurus meridionalis, 654 nucleotides long. Its product is annotated as apolipoprotein Eb-like. The record is from RefSeq and is a predicted model, not a curated record. Gene Ontology annotation, cellular component: extracellular region; blood microparticle; high-density lipoprotein particle. Gene Ontology annotation, biological process: cholesterol efflux; triglyceride homeostasis; cholesterol homeostasis. The transcript is spliced from 4 exons. Bases 46 to 654 code for a protein of 202 amino acids. Gene Ontology annotation, molecular function: phosphatidylcholine-sterol O-acyltransferase activator activity; cholesterol binding; phospholipid binding. Lineage: Eukaryota; Metazoa; Chordata; Actinopteri; Siluriformes; Siluridae.